AUGGCGAAAGAUGGGGUACAGAAGAAACGCCCGGCCGAGGGUGAUCCCGAUGGCGCGCAGCCCUUAGCCAAGAAACUCAGUCGCCUGCACCUGCUGGACGAGGUUGACACAUUCUUCUCCUUCCUAGCAGAUCCCUCCCCUGCUCCCAGUGACCACGAUCCGAUGCUUCUGGAUGACACCAACACGACCACGUACAUUCACGACCUCGAUCGCGAGCUGGCGGAUGAUAACACCACCGAGGGGGAUGCGCUGAUCUUUCUCCCGGGCAUCGCCCAGCUGAUGUCGAUCCCGGAAUCGGCAAGUUCGGCGGGCAAAGAACUGGUUCUAUACCAGGAUUCUUCGUCGUUGACGGUCCCGAGGGAGUCCGACUGGACAAGGAGAGCGAUUGAGGAUUUCAGAGCGCGGGCCAGGUCUGGGAGACAGAGUUCCACUUCGGCCACUUUGGCGAGCAGGGAAAGCAAGAAGACUAACACGGAUGAUCUGGACGACGACCCCAUGGAUAUUGACCAAUCUUAG
Penicillium lagena is the source of this 516-nucleotide messenger RNA. RefSeq lists its product as uncharacterized. The transcript has 2 exons. The record is from RefSeq and is a predicted model, not a curated record. Bases 1 to 516 code for a protein of 171 amino acids. NCBI's taxonomy places the organism in Eukaryota, Fungi, Ascomycota, Eurotiomycetes, Eurotiales, Aspergillaceae.